UGUAAAUCUUGAAAUGGAAAUGGCUCCGAUGGUAUCUUUCUUGAAGCAAUAUUGGGCAGAGCUAGACACAACACCUCUGCAAAACCCCUUGUCUCUCUCGAUUCUACUUAUCCUUUCCGUUCUUCUGAUGCUUAAACUCACAACAAGGAGCAAACUCAACUUGCCUCCAUCCCCACCAAAGUUACCCGUAAUCGGCAAUCUUCACCAACUGCUAGAUCCUCUUCUCCAUCGCACUCUUGAAGGCCUGUCAAAGAAGUAUGGCACUUUGAUGCUCGUACACUUCGGUCAAGCUCCGGCUCUCAUUGUUUCAUCAGCUGCGAUGGCUAGAGAAAUGAUGAAGACUCAUGAUAUUUUUUUCCUCAACCGCCCCAGAAUCACAACUGCAAAUAUUUUCCUUUAUAAUUGCACAGAUCUUGGUUUCACGCCUUAUGGUGAGUAUUGGAGACAACUUAGGAAGCUUUGUGUUCUUGAACUCCUGAGUAUCAAAAGAGUGCAAUCAUUUCAGUAUGUAAGGGAGGAGGAACUAGCAGUUUUGAUCAAUAAAAUUCGCGGUUCAUAUUACAAGGGAGGUUCUGUUAAUUUAAGUGCGAUGCUAGUAGGCGUUUCGGACAAUAUAGCAUCCCGCUGCAUUCUUGGAAGGAGAGCUGAAGAGGAAAAUGGUAAGAGCAAGUUUGGGGAGCUAGCAAAGAGGUUGAUGUCACAAUUUACAUCCUUCUGUGUUGGAGAUAUGUUUCCGUCUUUUGGAUGGGUAGAUGUUGCCACGGGACUCAUCGGUCGUCUUAAGGCCACUUUUAAGGAAUUAGACGCUUUGCUUGAUGAGGUGAUUGAAGAACAUAGGAUAGAAGAAAUAGAUGGUAAACAGUCUGACAGGAAAGACUUCGUGGAUAUACUUCUCCAACUUCAGAAGGAUGGCACGUUUGAAGAGCUCAAUAAAGACAACCUUAAAGCGAUCCUUAUGGAUAUGUUUUUGGGAGGAGCUGAUACAACUUCAACAACUUUAGAAUGGUUGAUGGCAGAACUUGUAAAGAAUCCAAGUCUAUUGAAGAGAGCCCAACAAGAGGUGAGAAAUGUGGUGGGGAAGAAAUCAAAGAUAAUAUGA
Messenger RNA from Pistacia vera, 1099 nucleotides. Its product is annotated as cytochrome P450 71A1-like. NCBI's taxonomy places the organism in Eukaryota, Viridiplantae, Streptophyta, Magnoliopsida, Sapindales, Anacardiaceae. The record is from RefSeq and is a predicted model, not a curated record. The coding region runs from base 14 to 1099 and encodes 361 amino acids. The transcript has 2 exons. Gene Ontology annotation, molecular function: iron ion binding; heme binding; oxidoreductase activity, acting on paired donors, with incorporation or reduction of molecular oxygen.